AUGAUUACCUUAAGAGGAUGUAGAAUUCGUGCGAAUCCCGUCCGCUACUUCUCUACUGAGUUAGCUCAGGAUCAUACAGCACCGAAAAGCUCAAGGGUUACUAUUCCUCCUGCCAUCAAGAGAGGACCAACAGAUUUGCUGAAAGCUCUUUCUGAUACUGUUGGAGUUGAUACAACCGCUCCCCAUUUCGCUUUCAUCGAUGAUCCAACAACCAUCCCAACUACAGCUAUGCAAAAGCAAAACUAUUUUCUGGCUAAAGAGAUGGGAAAGAGAGCUGCUCAGCUUUUAGCUAAAGAAUGGCCUACGCUUGUAGCCUUCGACCGUGAUCAACCACGAUUACCCGCAUUCAGACCUCAACACCAACCUGAUCCUCUACAGGUUGAACCUACAGAAGCUAAUCUCUUAUCUAUGAUCUCCAAUAAACAAGUUGAAGAUAGCAUUCGCUUGUAUGAAAGAAUCAGAUCCGGGAACGUUAAGAUUUCUGAUUCAGCCAAGUUAGAACUCUUCAAAUUGGCCUGUUACUACAACUGUAAAAACCCUCCUUUCACUGAAUGUGAGGAAUGGCCAGGUCUCAGAAUAUUCGGAGAAGUUGAUGCUUCAACUUGGAUUGAGUCAAGUCCAGCCGAACUUCUUUUCGAGAACAUUCCUAUUUCCCCAGAAACAGUUAGUGUUUUAAUAGCAGGAUUGUGCAAGCAUCCUACUCUAAUGGGCGUGAGGAGAGCCAAAGAUCUUCUGAAAGAGCAUGGAAAAACGUUGCAAAUUGAUGCUUUCGAAGCAGUUAUCUCAGUUUCGAACUUCGAGGAAGCUAAAACUAUUCUCCAACAAGUUAGAGCUAACAAACUGCAACCACGUUUGAACACUUGGAAUGCUCUUUUGAAAUCGGCAGCGAAGAUUGAAGACUCUCAAUUAAGGUCAAAAACUUUCAAACAAAUCAUUGGGGAAUUGUCACACCUUGGUCAGAAGCCAUCCCUACAAUCCUUCGAUAUAAUAAUCAAAAACUUGAUCGAUGUAGUUGUUGAAGAUCCCAAGAAUACUAAAGCUAAUGAAGCUCGUGAUAACCAGUUGAAAUUGGCAAUUACGUGGGUUUCCGAAAUAAUUCAAGCUUUGGAAUCAUCUGAAGCCAUUGAGUUACAAUCUGCCCAAGACAAUUUGUUCUUCUCUAAUGCUAUGGGUAUCGCAACUAGAGGAGUAAAUUUGGGCUUAGCUGAGCGUAUUGUAGCACUAUAUGAAUCACCGAAGAAUAUGGUUAAGAUGCCGGCUUUCACAAUUGAAUCUACUUUUUAUAAUCGUUAUUUGAUGCUUUUUGUCGAAGCUACAGGAUCCAUCGAGGAUGUUCACAAAAAGUACUUGUCACUUGUUCCAAGAACUGUAGGUGCUGGAAAACAAUUGACUUUACAAAUAUGUGGAAAGUUGAAGACCACGCCACAUAUCCCUCUACUACUUCGCGUAAUAGAAGACGGAAUAGCUGCAAGACUUCUUUUAGAUUAUAAAACUGCUGCUGUAUUCCGUGAGAGACUAUUGGACGUUCCAUUCCAUAGCUUAUCCGUUUCACAACGAGAUGCUUACUGUGAGGUAGUUGAACGGUUGGUAGACCUCUGGAUUGAAUUCAGCAACUUCACAGAAGAGAGAAACCGUGGAAUGCAGUUGAAAAUGUCCAAAGCUUUCGUCUCUGAUGUUGUUCAAUUAUUGAAUAGGAUAGGAAAAUCAGAAAUAGCUGACGCUCUCAGUACGGCAGAAGAUUAG
Messenger RNA from Auanema sp. JU1783, 1743 nucleotides. The record is from the annotation of a GenBank genome assembly. NCBI's taxonomy places the organism in Eukaryota, Metazoa, Nematoda, Chromadorea, Rhabditida, Rhabditidae.